Alexandromys fortis (reed vole) is the source of this 1473-nucleotide messenger RNA. RefSeq names its product transmembrane protein 222 (gene Tmem222). The transcript has 6 exons. Bases 87 to 620 code for a protein of 177 amino acids. The record is from RefSeq and is a predicted model, not a curated record. NCBI's taxonomy places the organism in Eukaryota, Metazoa, Chordata, Mammalia, Rodentia, Cricetidae.
ACCUCCCGGAAGUGACGAAACAGGGGCGAGCGGCGCCGCAGCCAGGCCUUCCCGAGCUGGGCCUGUCCGAGCGGGCCGCGCGCAGCAUGGCGGAAGCGGAAGGGAGUUCUCCGCUCCUGUCGCAGCCGCCGCCGCCCCCUACUCGGAUGGCGGAAGUAGAAGCACCGACGGCGGCCGAGACGGACCUGAAGCAGUACCACGGGUCCGGUGGCGUCGCCAUGGACGUGGAGCGGAGCCGUUUCCCCUACUGCGUGGUAUGGACGCCCAUCCCGGUCCUCACGUGGUUUUUCCCCAUUAUCGGCCACAUGGGCAUCUGCACAUCCACGGGAGUCAUCCGGGACUUUGCCGGCCCCUAUUUUGUUUCGGAAGACAACAUGGCCUUUGGAAAGCCUGCCAAGUUCUGGAAAUUGGACCCCGCACAGGUGUAUGCCAGUGGGCCCAACGCAUGGGACACAGCUGUGCACGAUGCAUCUGAAGAAUACAAGCACCGCAUGCACAAUCUCUGCUGUGACAACUGCCACUCACACGUGGCGCUGGCCCUGAACCUGAUGCGGUACAACAAUAGCACCAACUGGAACAUGGUGACACUCUGCUUCUUCUGCCUGAUUUACGGGAAGUAAGUCAGUGUUGGAGCCUUCGUGAAGACGUGGCUGCCCUUUGUCCUUCUCCUGGGAAUCAUCCUGACCGUCAGUCUUGUCUUCAACCUGUGGUGAUGGUUUUCAGAUGACCCAAGCCCACCAGGCCCCCAAGGAGGCCCCCACCACCUCUCCCUGGUCCCAGUCUUUAUCCCCACCCUCAGGCAGCUAGCUUCCUCGGUUGGAAGUAGGGUCGGGGCUUGGAAUGGAAGUGCCAAGGUAGAGUAAGAUGAGGCCACUAAGGGCCUCCUUGUCCUCACCCUGUGGCAUCCCCUUCACUGUCCUGGGAAGGCCUUCCCUUAGAGUGCCUCCUGCCACUGCCACUGGACUGCUUCUGCCAUGCCCAGGACACAGUGAAGACAUGGACCCACUGGGCCAAACACUGGCCAGAGCUGGAUUUUGAAGCUGCUUUCUGGCAGGUAGUCACGUCCCGACAUGGGGUGUGGCGUUGAGAAGUACUGUGAGCCAAGAGACUUAGGACCUCUCUGCUGGCCUGAAGGGCCUGGCUAGGCUCAUCCGUGUCUGCUAGAGCCGUGCUAGCGUAGUGCUCACCCAUGGCCCCUCGUCUGGGCCCUGGCUAUCAAGGUAAAUCACAUUACAUGCAGAGUGGGUCCCCUGUAAAUCAGGUUAGGUGAACCCCACUUGUUUCCAGCCCAGGGAACCCUCGUGCUAGUGAUAGAACCCCUUAUUCCAAAGUGUGAGCAACCCAUCAGAGCAGCUGGUGCCACCAUGGAUCGACUGGGUCUACUUGUGGUUGCUGCAAUGAACCCUGUGCAGCCUGCCUCACCCCUGCUCCUUCAUAAGGAGCUCCCUGGCAGGAAAUAAAGUUUCAAGUCCA